AUGAAGGACCUUUUCCAGACUUACCGAGCUUGCUAUCUCAAAGCCAAGGCGUACGAGGCGUCUACGGGUGCAGGCAUCACGGCAGAAGAUGAAGCAGCUGGUGUGUACACGAUGGAUCAAAAGUUGGAGAGCAUGUGUCCUUGGUAUAGUAAGAUGGACAUUCUGUUCGGAGCUAAGGCUAACGUAGCUCCUUUGAGUACGUUUGACUCUACUAUCGAGGAACAUAAUGGCAAGGAAGCGCCGCUCAACAACGCAGACAACGCAGACAACUCGCUAGUGAGUAGCAACUGCUCUCCUCCACUACUAAGGGCAGCCCUGGAUAACUCGCUCGACCAAUUUCUAGUGUCGCCUCCUCUCGCCCAGACCGAGUUCCUUACCGAGUCCUCAUCGGAUGCAUCCCCAAUUUCAAUGACCCCCAACCUUCCUAUAUCAGCAACCGCAGACGAUGCAGUACAUGAAGAUCCUGGCGCUGCGCCCCAGACCACACGGAAACGAAAGGCUCACCAAGUACCUACAAACAACAGCAAGCGUCAGGCUCCCGUAUCCUCUAGAAAGCUCGAGCUACCAACACUUAACUCAUCGCCCCCGACAUCACCUGGAGCCGCGCCAAGGCACGCAAUAGCUGGUGCUAUUAAAAUAGUAGCAAAGGCAAAGUCAACGGGUAAGUACACUGCGACGUGUAAAUAUCUUAUUGAUUAG
Molecule: messenger RNA, 699 nt
Organism: Phytophthora nicotianae INRA-310
Lineage: Eukaryota; Oomycota; Peronosporomycetes; Peronosporales; Peronosporaceae
Exons: 1
Coding region: 1-699 (232 amino acids)
Source: RefSeq, a predicted model, not a curated record